Molecule: messenger RNA, 987 nt
Organism: Pichia membranifaciens NRRL Y-2026
Lineage: Eukaryota; Fungi; Ascomycota; Pichiomycetes; Pichiales; Pichiaceae
Exons: 1
Coding region: 357-920 (187 amino acids)
Biological process (GO): iron-sulfur cluster assembly; intracellular iron ion homeostasis
Cellular component (GO): mitochondrial matrix; cytoplasm
Molecular function (GO): ferrous iron binding; 2 iron, 2 sulfur cluster binding
Source: RefSeq, a predicted model, not a curated record
AAAAAAAAAAAAAAAACAGCGACGCGUCGCCGACGCGUCGCUGUUUUUGCCGCCCGUGCACCGACGAAGGCUGCCGCGCUGCCCCUCGUGCUGCUGUCCUUCCCCGUUUCUCGGGCUUUCUCCCCAGAAAGGCAGCAGCGGGGCGAGGCCGGCGCGCACUUACGCCUCCUGGGACGGCCGCUGGGGCGUGACGCCCGAAAGAGAAGAGGGGCAGGGAGGGAACAUGAAAAGAAAGAAGGCUCUGUGAGUUUUCAGGAUUUGGAUUGCGAUGUUGCCUCUUCCUUCUUAUUGGAUUUGUUCUCGGUUGGACUGCACUCCACACAGCACACUACACACUCCACUACACUACACAUACAAUGUAUGCUCGCCAGGUGUUUGCACAGAAGAUAGUGAAGGGCUCGGGCUCGAUGCUCAGAACGCUAGCCAGACGGCCAGCCGUUGGGGCCGCCAACGGCAACGGCGCCUUCGGCGCCGUCGGCAGCACACAGCUGCAGGUCUCGCAGACCCGGCUGUACCACCCGAAGGUGAUCGACCACUACCAGAACCCGAGAAACGUCGGGACGAUGGACAAGUCGCUGAAGGACGUGGGCACGGGGCUCGUGGGCGCCCCUGCGUGCGGAGACGUGAUGCGUCUGCAGAUCAAGGUGAACGACAAGACGGGUGUGAUCGAGGACGUGAAGUUCAAGACGUUCGGCUGCGGCUCGGCGAUCGCCAGCUCGAGCUACGCGACAGAGCUGGUGAAGGGCAUGACGCUGGACGAGGCCGCCAGCAUCAAGAACACCAUGAUUGCCAAGGAGUUGAGCUUGCCCCCAGUCAAGCUCCACUGCUCGAUGCUUGCCGAGGACGCCAUCAAGUCCGCCAUCAAGGACUACAGAGCCAAGAGAGGCAGAGUGACCCUCGGCCCCGACGCAGGCAACUGAUGGGCCCGCCGCCCCUCCCUACUACCACAUUCUCGUUACUCUCUAUAUAAUCUAUAUACAUAGGCUU